Molecule: messenger RNA, 894 nt
Organism: Aureobasidium musti
Lineage: Eukaryota; Fungi; Ascomycota; Dothideomycetes; Dothideales; Saccotheciaceae
Source: the annotation of a GenBank genome assembly
UUGUUCCUCCUCGCGGCCCCUUUGGUCCUCGGCCAGUCAGAUAUUGCUCUUUCGCAGGAUAUCCAGAAUGUCCUCGCUGUUAGCAACAGCUCCCUAUAUACUUAUCCUACGGAUCUGACUCAGGGUAUCAUGCCCAAGGUAAUAAUUCAUGAAGUUCACAACGACUACUGGAGAGCUAAGCCAUUCUGGACUGCACUUUCCAAUGGUGUAAUUUCAGUUGAGGCUGAUGUGUGGUUAUACAAUGAGACGCUCUAUGAAUCUGCACUCACUCACUCUCGCACAUUCGAUUCCCUCUACAUCCAGCCCAUCCUCUCUGUUCUGAAGAAGGAGAACCCUAGCUCUCCUUUUGUGACUGCCCCCACUCAUAAUGGUGUUUUCGAUACAUCCUCCGGCCAGACUCUGUACUUGUGGGUUGAUGUCAAGACCAACGGCAACACCACCUGGCCUUACGUUGUCAAAGCUCUCGAGCCUCUCCGUGAGGGCGGCUGGCUCACCAAGUACAACGGCUCUGCCAUCACCAAUGGAACCGUCACUGUCAUUGGGACUGGAAACACUCNNCCCCUCAACCAGAUUCAAAACCAGACCAACCGUGACUACUUCUUCGAUGGACCUUUGGCUACUUUGAACGCUACUGCCAACUCCAACAUCACUCAAUUCAUUUCUCCCAUUGCCAGCACUAGCUUCCUACAAUCGUUCGGAUGGCCAAAGGACGGCAAGCUCAACGACACCAUGUUGGCCAAGUUGCGUGGUCAGAUUUCGAGCGCAAGUGCCAGAGGUAUUGGCACCAGAUACUGGGACAGAAACGCUAUCUGGCGUCUACUCUGGGACGAAGGUGCUACACUCAUCAACGCCGAUGACCUUGUUGGAUGCGCGAACUUCUGGGAGGGCGAUUAC